AUGGCCGACAACGAAGAUCUCACUCAAGUCGGCGAUUCGGCCGAAGCUGAUGUUGAUAUGGGAGGCGAAGAAGAAACAGCCGAAGCGCUUGAAGAUGAUGAUGCAGAAGAUGCCGCCGACAACAAUGACGCACCCGUGCGCAAUCCACAAACCAUUUUCCUUGAAUACUUAAAGUCUCCUAUCGUGAGACUAGCCGUUGGCUCCAAUGGAGAAGAAACCACGUUGACUGCUCACAAAGCCAUCAUCGAGCAGUCACCAUGGAUCAAAGAACGAGUCGCAACACAAGAUGAAGACGAUAUCGUGGUGGAGAUGCACGACGAGUCAUUGGAUGCGGUGGGUUGCUUCCUGCAGUAUCAAUACACAGGGGAAUACUUUCCCAGACGGCUGGCAAACAUUCCUGAUGGCUUGGAGCCCGACCCUUCGAUCCCCACUGUCGACGACACCGGCGAUCAACUCCUGAAACACGCACGAGUCUACACACUCGCUGAAAAGCUCGGCUUGCCUGAUCUCAAGACUCUGGCUCACUCAAAGAUUCAUCGCAUCAACUCCACCGCGGUGGGCGAGAUCGCAUAUGCUCGCUUUGUCUACGCCAACACUCCUACCGACGAUUACAUUAUACGGAAGCCCGUUGCCGCAUUCUGGGCCACUCGUUCUCACGUAUUGCGACACGAAGCCGAAGCCGAGUUCAAGGCCAUGUGUCUCGAGUUCCCUCAGUUUGGUUUCGACGUUCUCAGCUUGGUUCUGGAUCAGAGAGAAAAGCGAGCGCGCGAGCGCGAAGAGGACAGCACUCCUGGUGGUAAAGGAAGAAAGCGCAUGCGACCAAGUAUCAACAUCUAG
This is a messenger RNA of Exophiala bonariae, 837 nucleotides long. RefSeq lists its product as uncharacterized. NCBI's taxonomy places the organism in Eukaryota, Fungi, Ascomycota, Eurotiomycetes, Chaetothyriales, Herpotrichiellaceae. The coding region runs from base 1 to 837 and encodes 278 amino acids. The transcript has a single exon. The record is from RefSeq and is a predicted model, not a curated record.